GCAGGGCAUGAUGCUUACAAAAUGUAGAAUAGAAUCUUACGAACAUUUUCUCUCUCUCCUCUCUCUCUCUCUCUCUCUCUCUCUCAAUUUGUCCCUGAAAGCUCUCCUCAAAAGGAGCCAUAGACUCGUUCCAAACUCCUCCCUUUCUCUCUCUCUCCUCUGUUACCAAGAUUACAUUUUGAAGCUCUUAUCAACUCUUUAUGGUUUUUUUUAGGUGAAAUAUGAUCCUUCUACGCCCUUAUCGUCAUCUAAAAUUUGAAUUUUAGAAUUGCAUGCGUGGGGCCGUGGGUGAUUAUUACUUAAAUUAGAAGCAGCCAAUUUGGCUCUGGUGGUUCUUGAGGGAGGGAAUCACUAGUCACAUGCUCCCUAAUAGGAAUAGAGCUCAGACUAGGCCUACAAGAUCUUGGCCUUUUGGAGGAAUGGAUUACUUGGAUACAAGAAGAAAGCCUCAUAUUCUUGCAAAAAUUCUCGUGGCUGCUGUUCUUACAGCCCUGUGCAUAAUCAUUCUAAAGCAAUCUCCUGGUUUUAGCAGCAAGAGCGUGUUCUCUCGUCUGGACCCUGGGGUAACACAUGUCUUAGUUACUGGAGGUGCUGGUUAUAUAGGCUCACAUGCUGCUCUUCGUCUCCUUAAGGAUUCUUAUCGAGUAACUAUAGUGGAUAAUCUUUCAAGGGGAAACAUUGGAGCCGUUAAGAUUCUCCAGGGCCUAUUUCCAGAACCUGGAAGGCUUCAGUUCAUUUAUGCUGAUUUAGGAGAUGGCAAAGUUGUCAAUCGGAUAUUCUCAGAGAACAAAUUUGAUGCUGUUAUGCACUUUGCCGCUGUUGCUUAUGUUGGUGAGAGUACACUUGAACCUCUUAGGUACUAUCAUAACAUAACGGCAAACACUUUGACUGUUCUGGAGGCUAUGGCUGCUCAUGGUGUCAAAACACUCAUAUACUCGAGUACAUGUGCCACUUAUGGAGAACCCAAGAAAAUGCCAAUAACAGAACAAACUCCUCAGUUUCCUAUUAAUCCAUACGGGAAGGCCAAGAAAAUGGCAGAGGACAUCAUAUUGGAUUACUCAAAGAACACUGACAUGGCUGUCAUGAUUCUAAGAUACUUCAAUGUCAUUGGAUCGGAUCCAGAAGGAAGAUUAGGAGAAGCUCCAAGGCCAGAACUCCGAGAACAUGGACGUAUUUCUGGAGCUUGCUUCGAUGCAGCAUUAGGAGUCAUUUCGGGCCUUAAGGUUAAAGGAACAGACUAUCCAACGUCUGAUGGGACUUGUGUAAGGGACUAUAUCGAUGUCACUGACUUGGUUGAUGCUCAUGUGAAAGCCCUUAACCAUGCAAAGCCUAAUAAAGUUGGAAUUUAUAAUGUUGGUACUGGAAAAGGUAGAUCAGUGAAAGAGUUUGUUGAAGCUUGCAAGAAAGCAACAGGUGUCAACAUUAAGGUAGAUUACUUAAGUCGACGACCAGGAGACUAUGCUGAAGUUUACAGUGAUCCUUCCAAGAUAAACCGCGAGUUGAAUUGGACUGCUCAAUACACUGAUCUUAAGGAGAGCCUUCAAGUCGCUUGGAGAUGGCAGAAAAAUCAUCCAAAUGGCUAUCAACUCCCUUAGUCAUCUUAUGUUUAUUUAUACUGAUGAGAUGAAGGAGAUAAGGAAUUAAGAUUGAGGCAGGUUAUAGAGAAUUCAGUCGUAUAGAUUUUGUUUUAUUUUAUUUUUUACUUGUACGGGGUUUUAGAUGUAGGAGUUACAGUUCAUUUGUUAAUACGAGACUAGAGGAAAUAAUGAUGCUGUCAUUUUUAUAUAAUUCAAUGUGAUAAAGCCUACCUUGUACCAUGCUUAUUAUUUAUUUUAUGUUCAAUGAGAAUGGUCAUUUUUGUUCA
Molecule: messenger RNA, 1864 nt
Organism: Asparagus officinalis (garden asparagus)
Lineage: Eukaryota; Viridiplantae; Streptophyta; Magnoliopsida; Asparagales; Asparagaceae
Product: probable UDP-arabinose 4-epimerase 3
Exons: 11
Coding region: 360-1595 (411 amino acids)
Biological process (GO): beta-D-galactose catabolic process via UDP-galactose, Leloir pathway
Cellular component (GO): cytosol
Molecular function (GO): UDP-glucose 4-epimerase activity
Source: RefSeq, a predicted model, not a curated record